This is a messenger RNA of Daldinia decipiens, 690 nucleotides long. RefSeq lists its product as uncharacterized. Bases 1 to 690 code for a protein of 229 amino acids. Gene Ontology annotation, cellular component: cytosol. The transcript is spliced from 2 exons. NCBI's taxonomy places the organism in Eukaryota, Fungi, Ascomycota, Sordariomycetes, Xylariales, Hypoxylaceae. Gene Ontology annotation, molecular function: hydrolase activity, hydrolyzing N-glycosyl compounds. The record is from RefSeq and is a predicted model, not a curated record. Gene Ontology annotation, biological process: cytokinin biosynthetic process.
AUGACGUCCGGUCCGAAUUCCAACGCCACCCCGCGGCCGGCCAAGAUCUGCGUCUACUGCGGCUCGUCGCCCGGGAACAAGCCGGCGUAUAUCAAAGCAGCUCAAGAGCUGGGCAGGCUUAUGGCAGAGAAUAAUAUCUCUUUAGUUUACGGAGGUGGCACAGUAGGAUUGAUGGGAGAAGUAGCCAAGACAAUAGUAUCGAUAUCAGGUCCCGAUGCCGUCCACGGUAUCAUCCCCGAAGCGUUAGUGAAAUGGGAACGAGAUGCGACUUAUUCGUCAAUGAAGGAUGCCAACGGAUAUCACGUUCCGGAGGAGCAGAUCUACGGCCGAACGACGGUUGUGAAAGACAUGCAUACGAGGAAACAGAUGAUGGCAAGAGAAGUAAUCGAAGGAGGACCUGGAAGUGGCUUCAUUGCGCUCCCUGGCGGCUACGGCACGAUGGAAGAGCUACUCGAGACUGCCACAUGGAACCAACUGGGCAUCCACGACAAGGGUGUUUGCUUAUUGAACAUAAACGGGUUCUAUGACGGCUUGACGCAGUGGAUUAAGACGGCCGUCGACGAGGGUUUCGUUAAAGCAGGCAAUGCCGAUAUCUUGGUUACGGCAAACGAUGCCGAGGGUGCGCUCAAGGCCUUACGGGAAUACAAGGUUUCAGACGCGCGUUAUGGAUUAAAUUGGGGUAAUGAAUGA